Cladophialophora psammophila CBS 110553 is the source of this 759-nucleotide messenger RNA. RefSeq lists its product as uncharacterized. Lineage: Eukaryota; Fungi; Ascomycota; Eurotiomycetes; Chaetothyriales; Herpotrichiellaceae. The coding region runs from base 1 to 759 and encodes 252 amino acids. The record is from RefSeq and is a predicted model, not a curated record. The transcript has 3 exons. Gene Ontology annotation, molecular function: oxidoreductase activity, acting on the CH-OH group of donors, NAD or NADP as acceptor.
AUGAACGUCGAAGGCAAGGUCUUUGCAGUCACUGGCGCAGGCUCGGGAAUGGGAGCCGCCAUUGUUCUCCUCCUGGCUCGUCGGGGUGCGCGUGCGGUCGCUGCCAGCGAAAUCUCUGCCAAACGUCUAGAGGCUAUAAAAGAUUCUGCUGCCCAACUCAAUCUAGGGACUAAGAUUCGCAUGACCGUCUUGGACGUGGCGUCUUCAUCGGCCGUGGAGGACUGGAUUCAGGACGCGAUCGCGACCUUCGGAGACCUGCAUGGCGCUGUUAACUCCGCGGGCUUGCCGCAAACAAAUUGGGGUCAGACAACAGACAAGUCGUGGAACCGGGUCUGGGGAAUCAAUCUCGAUGGCGUCUUCUAUUGUACUUGUGCUCAGAUUCGCGCCAUGGAGGCGCUGGGAAUUCCCAAGAGCGACCGCGCGAUCGUGAAUAUUGCUAGUAUGGCUUCGCUGAAACACGACCCAGACGUCUACGCAUACCGGUCCUCCAAAGCUGCCAACGCGCAUUUCACGCAGAGUGUCGCUGAGGACGUCUCGAAGUUUGGGAUUUGGGUCAAUGCUGUGUCUCCGGGGUCGACUGCAACUCCCGUGUUGAGAGAAUUCACUGGUGGUAAAGAGCCACAACUGAACGAUUGGAAAAGCCGAGGGUGGAAAAUAAUCGAGCCGGACGAUGUCGCCCGCGUGGUUGUUUGGCUCCUUAGUGAGGACUCGCGAUCAGUGUUUGGAGCCAACCUCAACAUUGGUGCUGCGCUACCAUAG